CCCCCCCCCCCCCCCCAAAAAAAAAUCUGGAAUCUGUAUUUCUACAAUUUCUCCGCUCCUUUUUUUUUUCCUGCUUGAAUCUCAACAGCCACGUCAUCAUCAGCACACAGGCUUUUCGUAGCGGGACGCGUCACACCACGGAUUGACGUCUAUGUAGACAGUGGAUGUAGACCAAUGCCAUCUCAUUCACAUAAUGUGCCUGCUCGCCUGGUGAUCGUUUCUCUUUUUUUCCCCCCAGACCUGAAAGUGUGAAUUUGGAACGUGGCCCAAUAUAUUCCGGGGGCAUAUUUGAGCAGCUCAGAGGAGCCAGCGAAGCACAGGUGCCAGCUUUUGUCCUGCCUCGUGCAAUCUUAAACUCUGCUUUUAAUGGGAACCGCUGGGAGGCCGCACUAAAGUCAAAUGCGGUGGUUUCCUCACAUUGUGUCACGAAUGAACUAAUCUCUUUUUUCUUUCUUUUUACUGUUGUUUGAAAAUUAUAGAUGGAAUGUCAUUGGACUCUCAUUCAAGUCACAGAGGCUGACGUAGUUUUCUCUCAGCUUUCUGUUCCCGGUGGGAUUUCCACUCCAAAUUAAUGAUUCAAAUUUAUCAGUUAAGAAUUAUCUGGUUGAGCAGCAGCUUUAAACUGAAGUAUGAUGAAGUUUUGAAUCAUCUUAGACAGCACUUGAGGCUAAUAGCUUUUAGGAAAUAUAGACCUUAUAUACUCUAUGUUCAAGGGUGGUGUUGUGUGUACUUCAAACAACCCGCACAAUCAGUUUCACAAACUGGAAUGAAAAUCUUUAUUUGUCGCCUUCCUUCCUUUUAUGAAUAAAACACUUUGAGUUUCAUUCCAUCUUGUAGUUUAUGAUCAGCAGUUGAACAAAUGUUUUUGUUUUUUUCCCCCCAGUUUCCAGCUGUUAUUUCUGCUCUAGCGGCUCCAAGCUGCAAUAAACAUUGUGCUGUUGAACCUCAGUUUUCCCAACCAUCGUUUAACUGUUGCCUUUGGAUUUUGGUAAAUGUAUUUACAGGCCCUGUUUGUCUGCACCGUAAAAAGACAGCUCUCCCGUUCUGCUGACUCCGUCUGAGUGGGCGUCCACCUGAGAACUGCAGCAUCUGUGGUUUGAGUGUCCUUUUGUUUUAAAUCGUUUGAAUAUUUACGAAGCUCUCUCGUCCUAUUAGGAACACGGAAUGACAUAUUAUCCCUUUUGAGAAAAGCAGCCACAAGAGACCACUCGUUAUACUGAAGUCCGUGGGCUGUUUUUACAUAUUUUUGUCAAACAAUAAAAUGUCUCAUUAGUUCAAUCACUAAUCAGUAUAUAUAAUGAUUUUUUUUUUUGUGAGUCUCUGUGAACCGAUGUUCUCCACGGAUUAAAAAUAAUGAAAGGGUGGUAAAGCUUUGAAAAGUUAUUGUUAUUGUAUAGAAAAUAGUUGAUUCUCAUCUGCAGUGUUUAGCAUGUCCUUCCGCCCGCAGUGUGCCGCCGCCGCCUCCUCCUCCCAACCUCCCUCCCUCUGGUGUGUGUAGACGGUUGAACAGUGAAAUCCAUUUAAUCCUGGAGCGAAACAUUGUUUUGUAAACGUUACCACUGAUGAAUUCAAGAAAGAAUGGAGCAGUUCCUCUCAAGGCUCGACUACAGCACCUGACUCACCAAAGCUGCUCACAGAGAAGAGAGGUGGCUUGACGAUGGGUGGCUGUAUUGAGUAACGCUGCAGGGAUCAUGUCUGAAGCAAGGCUGCCCUCGUCUGGAUGAUACUUUCAGUGCAGCCUGCCGCCCACAGCACACUGACAUGAGCAAUGACCUCAUGCAAACCUUUGAACUUGAGUAUAUAUAAUUUGAAGGGCACAUUAAUAGUCUUGGCACCACCGGCAGUCCCGCUGCAUCCAAUCGGGUCCCCGGUGUUCCUGCACCAUGUGAACGCAGGUUGGCCUAAUUGAAGUUCCUCUGCUCACAGCCGCUCACUCUCCAACGUGCCACGUUUCUGUAUUUAAAGGCGGCACCGGAGAAACAGCGGUGACAGAGUGUAAUUAACCUCUCUGCAGCUGACGGAUGUAACCAGGAGCAGAGGUGUAAAUCUGCCCCGGCGGAGGAGAGAAUGAAGCUCAUGCAACCACAGCAGCGGUGGAGCAGGAGGCCGGGGCUGGCUCCCGGAGACGAGACAAACUGUCGGGGCCAAAACUGUAAUUGGUCAGAGGGGGAACAUCUAAUUACGAAGAAACAGAUCCCCCCCCCCCCCCCCUUCCUCGGCCCCUCGCAGGUAGACGGAUACCGUGAGAUAUUUAUGUGCUGACGAUAUUUUGGAUUUGAAAUUGGGGGCUACUGAGGCAAAUGCCUCCGAAGAGUCGCCCUCUGCACAAAAAGAAGUUUUGCUUGUUUUGACUUUUGCCAAAUGUUUUGGUCCGGAGUUUGACGCCGGGAAACUGUUUUCACGUUUCAUCUGCUGAAAGGGAGUUUCUCAGUCUCUUGCAUAGAAGUGUAUUGGGUUUUUUUUUUAUCCUUCCUUUACAGGGAGCACUUGCAUCAUGCUGCAGCUGUGCGUUUAAAAUUCUGUACAUUCUUUUUUUUCCCCCUAACAUCCAUACAAGUUAUUAAAAUGACACUGUUCUUGAAGUGUACAGUGUAAAGCUCAGUUGGUAGUAUAAAAAGACUACUUUUUGUAAAAGACUAUAAAUAAAGACUGCUCGACCGCUCGAUCGAAGGAUGCUCCGGGGCCGGGCGAGCUGCGGCACCUGCCAAGUUUCAGAUCACAUCACUUCAUGUGUCUUUAAUCCCUCUGAGUUCAGAGCUGAGCCGGAUUAACUUUGUGCACCAGCUUUUAUUUUCACAUGUCACUCCUGCGUCCGGACAUUAGCUCAACCUGUGUUGUCUGCAGCUGGGAUCGGCUCCCAUCACCCCUGUGACCCUCAGAGGAUAAUGAAGGGGCCUGCGGCGGCCCUGACCUCGCCUUGAUUGACUUGAUCUCCCAAAGAAAAGCUCCCAUGACCUCAAAAAGCUCAAGGAAACAGGGGGAUGAAGACAGACAUGGCAGGGUAACAAUAGACACACACACACACACACAGUCAGCAUGUUGGAAUCAUAACUUCACAAUGACAUGGAGGCUUGAGGUUGAGCCACAUUUGACAAUUCUGAACUUCAUCUGAGAGAAAAGGAUGAAACACUCCUGGUUUCUGAUGUCUGCCUUUUUUUUUUAUCUUUUUUUUAAUGAAGACCAAUGCAUGAGAACUAGAAUGAUACUCGUUGUUAAGAGCUCAGCAACGCAAAACUCCCCCUUGAGAAUAUGAAUAGUAAAAGUGUCCAACUGAGGAGGGUCUUCUCGGCCUCUGCUCCAGUGGUGCAGUGAUUCGGAUGUCCAUGUCAGCAGUCAAUUAGCUGCGCUGGGUGUUGGACACCGGACAGGUUGUGCUGUUUCCAUGUGGGGGGGGUUAAAAGCCCCCCCCCCCGCCCCCGAAGACCACUGCUGGCCACCGCUGUACAGCCAAGUGGUCGGGGACAACACCUCGGAGGCAAACAAUUACACCAAGGUCAUGGAGAGGAGGAAUGUGCAGGGGUCCUGCAGCGCCGCGCUCCCCCUCGCAGACCUGUGCGCAUUUCAAAUGUUGGGCUUCGCUUGGAAAUGUAAGCUCCGGUUGUGUGAGUGAGAUAUUGAAAGUGUUUACCAGACAGUUAAAUGAGAAAAGGUUUUUUUCGGCAAACUUCAUAAAGUUUCGGUGGGCUGCUGCUGUCGCCGUUCAGUCGAAACUCGGACCUUUUACGCACCAGACAUGCGCAGAUCCACCAGGCCUGGCACUGUCCCCUCUCUCCAAUUCAAUGAAAUAAAAUUAUAAACAGUGCAAGCAAACUCUCUUACUAGCCCCUAGCACUUCCGUAUUCGGAAUUACAUUAAAAAAAACUAUUUUUUGUUUAUUCCAGCAGGAGGAUAUGAAUUUUAUUUUCUUCACAUUUCACUUGAAGUCAUUUAUUUUGAUUUUACAAGGUUAGUUAGAGAACUGACAUAAGUGGCCUGGUUUUUAUUUAACAUGGCAGAUACAUGUGCGUUUCUGCUGCGGGGGGAAGAGGUGGUGUGUGUGUGUGUGUGUGUAGGGGGGGGGGGGGGGGUCCUUCCACGAGUCACUUGUUGACACUAAACUCGCGGCACUUGUGAAGUGUUUAUUGCGAACGCAUUUCUUUUAGUAGGAACGUUCCCUCUUGUUUGGGUUUGACACUGUCCCGCAGAAAGUUCAGCGAGUUCAGACUUUGGUGACAAUCAGUGCGCAACAGCGUGUGAAUCAUACAGGCGAUUCUAUUGUUAUUCAAGCUGCCAGAGCCCUUAUUUAGUUCUCAUCGAGGCGCUGAUAAAGGGCUACUUCAAACACAAUGUUGUGAAAUUAAAGUUGAUAAAUCCCUGUCACUAAUAAGCGACGAGCCCCUAAUAACAGAGAGAUUUAAUUUUGCAUUAAAAGACAUAUAUUAUAUGACACAUAAUGUAUCUCAAAAACAAAUAUCAAGCAAAAUUGAAUACAUUUGGAGACUGUAAGCGAUCAGGACAAAUGUUCAUGCUGGUGACAUCCGGCACCUUUUCAAACUUCUGAAAUCAAAUGGCCUCAUAAGUCUCCUCUGUACUUCACGUGGGUCUUUGCUGUUUUGAUCAAAGUGUCUUGAAUUUCGCCGCGGUCGAGAUAAACUCCGGUGCGUAAUUACGCACGGGGUUAAUGCCACUGGCGUUGAUCACUGAACGUACCUGAGGUCCAAGCUCAGCUGCGUCGACAGUUAACAUGCAGUUUCGAUGCCCAUUGAUACGGAGAUUCGGUCCAAGGACUGCGUCGUUACGCGACAGAGGAGAGAGGUGUGACCAAUCCCGAAACUUUCCUUCGAUGGGGGCUACCUGUAGAGGCUCCGGGCGCCGCGCAUAAAUACGCCUCCUCCCUCCGAGGACGAGCUCAGUCCUCAGGGAGAGACACAGAGACCAAAAUUCGCUUUUUGGGGGGAACCUUGGCUAUAGCGCGGAUUAUGAACGCUUUUGGACACCAACCAUCGAACCAGCAGAGCAGCCCCAUUCAGCACCAAUGCGCCCAGGAGCUCCUGGACAUGGCCGUGUACUGCGACAACUACGGUGUGUACCAGCAGAACCUGCACCACCACCACCACCACCCCCAGAGGCCGCCGACGCACCCCCCCGGGUACGGCCUCGGGGAGUACACGUCCCCCUCCGCGAACCCGUACCUGUGGCUGAACGGAGCCGGCAUCAACUCGUCGCCCUAUCUCCCCGGGAACAGUGGCGCGUCCUACCUCCAGUCCGGAUACGGCUCCAACCAGAGGCAGUUCCUGCCGCCGCCCAGCGGCUUCGGCGGCGCGGACCUGGGCUGGUUGUCCAUCUCCAGCCAGCAGGAGCUCUUCAAGAUGGUGCGGCCGCCGUACUCCUACUCGGCGCUGAUCGCCAUGGCCAUCCAGAACACCCAGGACAAGAAGUUGACCCUGAGUCAGAUCUACCAGUACGUGGCUGACAACUUCCCCUUCUACAAGAAGAGCAAGGCCGGGUGGCAGAACUCGAUCCGCCACAACUUGUCGCUGAACGACUGUUUCAAGAAGGUGGCGCGGGACGAGGACGACCCCGGCAAAGGGAACUACUGGACACUGGACCCCAACUGCGAGAAGAUGUUCGACAACGGCAACUUCAGGCGGAAGAGAAAGAGGAGAGCGGACGUCGGCGCGCCGGACGGCGGCGCGCUGCCCGCCAAGUCCGACGACGCGGCGCACAAGCUCUCCGACACCGCCAGCCUGCUGAGCUCCUCCCCGCCCAGCCUGCACGGGUCCCCGGCCUCCACGGAGCCCAAGUCGUCGCCGCCCCCCUCCGCGGAGCACAGCCCGUGUUACGGCAACUUCGUGUCCAGUGUGAACUCGCUGCUGGCGGGCGGCGGCGGCUCCACCGAUGCGUCCCGGGGCGCGGAGCGCGACUACGGCGGCGCGCACCUCGGCGCUUUGCCCCAGAGCAGAGAGGGCCUGUCCGGCCUGGGCUCCUACUCGCCCACGUUAACGUCGCCGCUGAACUCUGACAGCAACAGAAUGAACUACUACACGUCCGUGCAGAGCCUCUCCAACCACUUCAGUGUGAACAACCUCAUAUACAGCCGGGAAGGAACGGAGGUGUAAGGGGCCUGAGCCGCUUCCACCGGGAAAGAAAAAAGUAAUUCAUCUCUCGUUGUUGACCUUCACAUUUCUUGUAUAUAGCCCAGUGUUGUCACCUCUCACUCACUGGUGUGGCAGGCCUCACUGUAACACUGCCACUGGGAUUAAACUGGUGCUUCUCCCACGGUAAUCCUCCUCUAUAUAUAUAUAUAUAUAUAUAUAUAUAUAUAUAUAUAUAUAUAUAUAUAUUUCAGUGUAUUAGAAAAAGUAAAAACUGCCACUGCUCCAUUACAGAACAAACAUGUUUAGUUUUAGAACAUGAUUCACUUCACACAGACAUGUGUCCUGUGAACUGACGGAUACAUGUACUUAUUUUAUUAUGAGACCUCCUGUAGCUGCUCAGUUGGGCCUCGACCACCCCUGUCAUAGAGAAGACCACGAAGAAGAAGACGCAUAUGUACAGAGAUUAUUUUCAUAAGGAGAAACUUGACGUGUAUUUUAGGCUGAUGUGUGUUCUGUGUUUUAUUUAAACUCGUGUCGAUGUUUGAAUAAAAGUCAU
Molecule: messenger RNA, 6633 nt
Organism: Scophthalmus maximus (turbot)
Lineage: Eukaryota; Metazoa; Chordata; Actinopteri; Pleuronectiformes; Scophthalmidae
Gene: foxi1
Product: forkhead box i1
Exons: 7
Coding region: 4959-6098 (379 amino acids)
Biological process (GO): anatomical structure morphogenesis; cell differentiation; regulation of transcription by RNA polymerase II
Molecular function (GO): DNA-binding transcription factor activity, RNA polymerase II-specific; RNA polymerase II cis-regulatory region sequence-specific DNA binding
Source: RefSeq, a predicted model, not a curated record